AUGGCUGGCCCCUCAUCUCUUCUCCUCCUCUCCCCAGUCGGAAGCCCUACCGACUCCGACUCCGACGCCGACGAUGACGGUCUCGAGUUCACCGCCGUCGACUCCUUCCACGGAGUCCAGUCGCAGGACGGCUCGCGGUAUUCCGUCGACCUCUCCGCGCUCAUACACCACGGCACGACCCGCAUCUUCCGCGGAACCCUCUCUGCCGACGGCAUCCCCUACACCGAGGUCGUUUGCAAGGUCGGCACAGGCCCUCGGCUCGUUGAACGGAUACGCCACGAAGCCAGGCUGUACCGCACCAAGCUCGCACCUCUCCAGGGCCGCUUCGUCCCACGAUGCUUCGGGCUCUUUGAGGGUGUGGUGGAGGGCGUCGAGACGUCGUGUCUCGUGCUCAGCUACGAAGGCGAGCCGACACAGCACUCGCUUCACACCACAGGGAUCGACUUCAGGUACGUCCUCGGCACGUUCCUUCUCCACCGAGUCUCAUCAACCCCGUGGGGUGCAUCCGUCGGCAGGAGGAAGGCCGUGUCGGCACUGCAAGCGCUGCACAAGGUCGGCGUCGCGCACGGGGACUUCAACGAGCGCAGCAUCGUCCUGCGUCCGACCAGCUGCCCUGUCCUCGUCGGCUUCGGCGGCGCGGUCGAGCACUGCUGCAACCUCCGGCACCCAUCAAGUUCUACGAGCCCCAGCCGCAAUGCGACGACGUCGCGUGCGACGAGCUGUACUGGGCGUGUGUCAUGUCUGCCGUCUGGCUUCCCGGUGUGUGCUUUCAUUCUCUCCUCCGCGUACGAGACUUCAUGGCAGUCCUUGCCUCUCCUUCCUCCCGUAGCCACCGUGGAGUUCUUGAACUGCCAUGUUCCCAUCCGCUGUGCGCUGGAGGGCUGUGACUCCCUGAUGGCAUGCGCGCCGAAGGGCACGGAUCCGGACCUCGCUCGUAUGCACGCCGAGAUGACCCGCGAGGACCUCCUCGAGUGGAUCGAGGAGCGCGAGCUCUACGACGGCCAGCCAUUACCCAUCAAGCUCAAGGACUAA
Molecule: messenger RNA, 1032 nt
Organism: Epithele typhae
Lineage: Eukaryota; Fungi; Basidiomycota; Agaricomycetes; Polyporales; Epitheliaceae
Exons: 1
Coding region: 1-1032 (343 amino acids)
Source: RefSeq, a predicted model, not a curated record